UGAGCUUCUGGGAUAUCACUGUCUAGUAAAGCCGCCAUUUUGUUUAAAACUUCUUGAUACAAUUUCAGAAAGAUACAACAAAAAUUAAACAAGAUUUGUACCAUACACUGCUGCGGUACUUGUGGACUGGUAACACUACGACUGACACUAACACAUUUGAAAAUUUAUUGAAUACUAAAGCGAAUAUGGAUCGGUUUCGCCACCCACAUGGACAACCUGUCAACAAAACACAAGACUACGCGAGAGAUUUACCGAGACAGCCAUGGUCAAGUGCAUCCAUCUAUUGUCCAGGUCCUGCCCCCUACCCCCCUCCGCGGCAGCGUGUUUUAUUAGAUGAUCAUAAUAGCGAUCUGCACUUUGUGAUAGAGCAAGAUGGGGUGACCGGCGGCAACCACUCUGCCCCUGGGUUUGACUACAUGUGGGCUGGGGCAAGAGCUUCCCAUGGCGUCAAGUCUGGCAAGAUAUUUUUUGAAGUGACUGUCCUUGACAAACUUCCAGUGGAUCUUCCAGAGACAGAGACCACGCCCCAUGUUGUGCGUGUUGGAUGGUCUGUAGACAGUGCUAACCUACAAGUGGGCGAAGAUGCCUUGUCGUAUGGUUAUGGGGGGACUGCUAAAUGUUCAGUCAGUAACAAGUUCUUUGACUAUGGAGAGCGUUACUCCUCCAAUGACAUAAUCACUUGUUAUAUUGAUCUUGAUGCAAGUCCCAAAUGCAUCUUUUUUGCAAAGAAUGGACUUUACCUAGGGGUAGCAUUCAGACUUGGACCUGAAGCGUACAAUAAAGCUUUUUACCCCCACGUGACAGUCAAGAAUAUGCGUGUUCGAGUAAAUUUUGGUGGUUUUGCACCAUAUUUUCCUCCAAUUCAAGGCUUCCGAAUGAUAGAAGAUGCUGAACAGCCUUUGCUUAUUCCUGGCACUAGGGGUCCAGCCUCCCAGCGUGACUGCCAAGUAAUCAUGAUGGUUGGGUUACCUGGUGCAGGGAAGACUUACUGGGCGGAAAAAUAUGUCAAGGACCACCCUGAAAAGAAGUUUAACAUCCUAGGAACAAAUGCCAUUAUGGACAAAAUGAAAGUAAUGAAUCUCGCGCGACGGCAUAACUACCAUGGUCGGUGGGAUGCUUUGAUUAAACAAGCUUCUGAUAUUCUAAAUAAAGUGCUGAAGAUUGCUGAGAGAAAGAAUAGGAACUAUAUACUUGAUCAGACCAAUGUUUACCCCAAUGCACGGCGUAGAAAAAUGAAUAACUUUCGUGGGUUUCAUAGAAUUGCUGCUGUUUUGGUAACAACAAAUGAAGUCUUGAAGGAGAGGACAGAGAGGAGGGAGAACCUGGAAGGCAAGAAAGUCCCAGUGGAAGCCGUUAUGGAGAUGAAGGCGAAUUUCACGCUGCCUGAAGUUGGAGAGAUCUUCAACGAAGUGUGGUUCAUAGAGGAGAGCAAGGAGUCCUCUGUUAGACUUGUGGAACAGUUCCGUGCAGAGGGUCAGGAGUUCAAGGAUUCUGAGAAGAAGCGUAAACCAGAGGAUGACAGGUCUUCCGGGCCAUCUGACUUUAAGAGGAUGCAGACUGAUUGCCCCCCAUCACAGCAUGGGCCUCAGUCAUUUGAUUAUGACCACAAGACAGUUGGUGAAUCACCAGUGCCUUCACAUGACCUUCCAGCCAGGGAUCAAGACAACAAAUCAAGUGAUAUCCACCCAGCUGCACCAGGCUUCGCCCCUAAUGUAGAACAAGAUAGAUAUGCCCCUAGGGCUGAACCUCAUAGAUAUACUUCUAGGACUGAUUCAUAUAGAUAUGGUCCGCCAGGGGACGUAUAUACACCCGACUCUACAACAAAGCCAUCCAGAGCAGACUUCAAGCCUCCUAGGUAUGACAACUGUAGAGGGGGGUAUGAGAAAUUACCUGAAACCAAACGGCCUGUUUUUCAACCAGCUGAUCAGAAAUCACCAUUGCAGGGUUUACCCAGAGGGGACACUCAGCCGUUAAACAUGUAUAUAUAUGGGCGUGACCAACAAGCCCCAGGGCAACCGGACUCCUACAGAGCAGGAUCUAAGGAAUAUGUGCCCCAACCUGAAGGCUAUAGUGCUGUACCAGGACCAUACCAGAGCUAUGGUAGAGGCUGGCAGGGCGGAUUUGGUCAGGUUCAGCCAAGUUAUGGUAUGCCUGACUAUGGAUCCCAAAACUAUUCGCAUUUUGAUGAGCAGGGUUACAGUAGCCAAGGUAACAGCUAUGGACCAUGGCAAGGGGAUCAGCAGCAAUAUAACCAAGGUUACCACUACUAGUCCUUGCGUUUUAUUCACUUCUAUGGUAAAUAGAAGUAUUGUAGCCAGGACUUAGAGUGGGGUUGUGCCAGCCAUAGACAUGCCCAUAGGAUGGUUUGGGGACGGGGAAGGGAUGUGUAAUCAAGACUCCCCAUUUAAAGUCCACAUAUCUGCAUAUGUCUUGAAGCCAAUAGAGGCCGCCUUUACAUUCAGCCGGGAAGGAUAUUCUCAAGUUACACUUGCCUGACUUUUUUUUAAUACUCUAUUACAAAAAAGUCGACGUGAGAGUGCAACCUCAACCCCAGUCUCUGGGCUUGAUAAAUAUCAUAUAGCAGAAAGAAUUUUAUUUGAUGAUCCUCAGAGAAAAAAUCCGGGGGAUCUGCGCACGCCCAGCUCCACACCUGGUAUGUUAGGUACCAGUUGGUUUGUCAGAAAAAAUAGAAUGAAAAUUAUCCAGUUUUUAUUCAAUUUUAUGUAGAAUUUUAGACUUGGAACGUAACAAAGUUUAUAGCAAAGAUGUCCCAGAGACAAAAACGCAUAGCUCUUUAAUAACAAGUCAUUUAUGAAAAUUGUUAGAAAUUGAGAUAAAAGUUUGAUACUUUA
Nematostella vectensis (starlet sea anemone) is the source of this 2852-nucleotide messenger RNA. Its product is annotated as heterogeneous nuclear ribonucleoprotein U-like protein 1. The record is from RefSeq and is a predicted model, not a curated record. The transcript has 2 exons. Gene Ontology annotation, molecular function: protein binding. NCBI's taxonomy places the organism in Eukaryota, Metazoa, Cnidaria, Anthozoa, Actiniaria, Edwardsiidae. Bases 186 to 2270 code for a protein of 694 amino acids.